Molecule: messenger RNA, 1461 nt
Organism: Cotesia glomerata
Lineage: Eukaryota; Metazoa; Arthropoda; Insecta; Hymenoptera; Braconidae
Product: ornithine aminotransferase, mitochondrial-like
Exons: 3
Coding region: 3-1289 (428 amino acids)
Cellular component (GO): cytoplasm
Molecular function (GO): L-ornithine transaminase activity; identical protein binding; pyridoxal phosphate binding
Source: RefSeq, a predicted model, not a curated record
AAAUGAAUCCAAUCGUCGCUGCUUUUCAAUCUGGCUUACGGUACGGAAAUAAUUUAAAAAUAGUUCAAUUAAAUUUUACACGAAGUAUUACAUCGCAACAAGUGUUUGACCGCGAAGACAAAUAUGGUGCUCACAAUUAUCAUCCGCUACCUGUUGCGCUGUGCCGAGGAGAGGGUGUUUUCAUGUGGGAUAUGGAGGGUAAGCGCUACUAUGAUUUUUUGAGCGCUUAUUCGGCAGUUAAUCAAGGACAUUGUCAUCCAAGAAUUUACAAAGCUAUGGUAGAGCAAGGUAAAAAGUUAACUUUGACCUCACGGGCUUUUUACUCGGAUGUUCUUGGAGAGUUUGAGGAAUUUAUAACAAAAUUAUUUGGGUAUGAUAAAUGGCUACCGAUGAACACUGGAGUUGAAGGAGGUGAAACAGCUUGUAAAUUAGCUCGUAAGUGGGCUUACAAAGUCAAAAAAAUUCCAGACAAUAGCGCCAAGAUAAUAUUCGCUGAGAAUAAUUUCUGGGGAAGAACUUUGAGUGCAGUAUCUUCUAGCACUGAUCCGACUUGUUAUUCCGGAUUUGGUCCAUUUAUGUCCGGAUUUGAGAUAGUUCCUUACGAUGAUUUAAUUUCACUUGAGAAAAAACUCAAGGAUCCUCACGUUUGUGCUUUUAUGGUUGAACCGAUUCAAGGUGAAGCUGGUGUCGUUGUUCCUAAAGACGGUUAUCUAAAAAGUGUAAGAGAGUUGUGUACAAAGUACAAUGUAUUGUGGAUUGCUGAUGAAGUACAAACAGGACUAGGACGAACUGGAAAACGUCUGGCCGUCGAUCAUGAAAAUGUCAAGCCAGAUAUUUUAAUUCUAGGAAAAGCUUUGAGCGGUGGCGUUUAUCCAGUCUCCGGAGUGCUGGCCAACGACCCAGUGAUGUUGAGUAUUCAACCUGGAGAACACGGCUCCACUUACGGUGGAAAUCCUCUGGGCUGUCGGAUCGCUCUGGAAGCGAUAAAAGUACUGGAAGAAGAAAAAUUAGCCGAGAAUGCCCAAAAACUCGGUGUGAUUCUGCGAGAGGAGUUGAAUAAAUUGCCUAAAGAUAUUGUGACCUUGGUAAGGGGCAAAGGUCUCCUCAACGCAAUUGUAAUUGAUAAAAAAUUUGGCGCUAUGGAUAUUUGCCUGAAAUUUAAAGAACACGGGUUGCUUGCCAAGCCUACUCAUGGUCAUAUAAUUCGACUUGCACCGCCUCUUGUUAUUAAUGAGAGGCAAAUUCAUGAAUGCUGUGAGAUUAUGUCUAAAGUUAUUCUUAGUCUUUAAGCAUUCAUGUAUUUACCAGUUCAGUGUAUUGGUCUUUAUAAAUUUAUACUUUUUUAAAGAGAAUAUCUUAUUAAGUAUUUUUAUAACUGGCAGUUCACUAGGGUACUACUAUCAAUCUUUAAAGUAUUGUUAUUUAUAAUUCAAGAACUGUUAAGAGUGGUCUUUUAUUAUU